Molecule: messenger RNA, 2167 nt
Organism: Pipra filicauda (Wire-tailed manakin)
Lineage: Eukaryota; Metazoa; Chordata; Aves; Passeriformes; Pipridae
Gene: FBXW8
Product: F-box and WD repeat domain containing 8
Exons: 9
Coding region: 1-1500 (499 amino acids)
Biological process (GO): protein ubiquitination; cilium assembly
Cellular component (GO): Cul7-RING ubiquitin ligase complex; centriole; ciliary basal body
Molecular function (GO): protein binding
Source: RefSeq, a predicted model, not a curated record
AUGGCCGCCGUGCCGGCGGAGCUGAGGCGGCCUCAGGAGCGGCCGGAGCGGGCGGGGGGCGCGAAGCGGCCGCGGCGGGAGGAGCGGCCCCGGGAGGAGCCCCCGGCCGAGCCCGGGUACCUGGCGCUGGCCCGCGGGCUGCUGGCCGGCGGCGCCCCGGCCCUGCGCGGCCCCGCGCCCGCCCGCCCCGCCGGGGAGCCCGCGGGGGACGGAGCCGGCGAUGGCGACGAUCUGCUGGGGCAGCUCAUCCGAGACCUGAAUGAAAUCAAUGAGGUUCCUUUCUUUGAUGUGCAGCUGCCCUAUGAGCUGGCACUGAAGAUAUUCCAGUACCUGGGCAGGGCUGAGUUGGGAAGGUGUGCUCAGGUCAGCAGGACGUGGAAAAUCCUUGCAGAAGACGAAGUGCUGUGGUACAGGCUGUGCCAAGAGGAGGGAUACCUGUUGGAUAUGAGCAUCUCCGACCAGUCCUGCUGGAAAGUCGCCCUCAGGAACUGCCGGGCCCGGGAGCGCACCUUGAAAUACAACUGGAAGAACCGGAUCGGAGCCGUGAGCCAGCUGAGGUACGAGCUGGGGAAGGUGCUGUGUGAUGUCCACUCCUGGGAUGGAGUUGUCAUUGCUGGGUACACCUCAGGAGAAGUGAGGCUGUGGGACACUCGCACCUGGGACUACGCAGCCCCCCUCCUGGAAGCCAUGCCCGGUGCUGGCGAGGCUGGACCCCGGCCACACGUCUCCUUUGUGAGGAUAAACAGCUCCCUGGCUGUGGCAGCUCACGAGGACGGAACCGUCAGCGUUUGGAACCUGCUGCUGGGCCGGGAGCCAAUCCAUCAUUACCAGCACAACCAGAAGAUCCAGGCCCUGGCCCUGGGGCCGGGGGGCGCAGCCGUGGCCACGGCGUCGGGCUUCGAGGUCAAGGUGGAAACCCCCGAGGACAGAGGGUUCUGGCAAACCACAGCAACCUUUGAAAUCCAGAAACUGGUCAACUUCCUUAAUCUGGUUCCAGAUGUUACGGGGAGCCCAGUGGCAGUGGCAGCUGCAGAGGACAUUGUGUAUCUCCUGAAAGCAGAAGAUCCUGGCAAAAUCCUGCACUCUGUCUAUGGCCAGCCUGUCACCUGUCUGGAUGUGUCUGCCCAUGAAGCUGCCUUUGGGAUCAAAACCUUUGGCUGGUUGUUGAAUGAGCCCAAUCAGAUUCUUCUUUACAACCUGGAAACAAACCAGUGCCUGACCAAGGUGGGCAACUCCAUAGGUGACUUCACGUGUGUCAACCUCCGCGACAGCCCUCCCCACAUGCUCGUUGCAGGCAACAAGGACAGAAAGUGUGAUGAAGGUUCAGAGGUGUGUCCUGGUUGUGUUCCGUGCAGGUAUCGAGGGAUCAUUUACUCCUACGAGUUCUCAGGGGAGCAGCUGGCAGGGGACAGUGUCCUCCCCAUCUGCCGCUCGUCCUACGACGAGCUCGCGGGCUACAACUACAACAUCGGCCUGGCCGUGCCCUACGACAGCAUUUAGGGACUCCUGGGCUGCUGGGGGCCAGGCAGGACAACAUCCACGUGGGACAAGCACCUCAGAGGGGGUGUUGGCUGCGGGACAACGGGCUGGGAUUCGCCAAAACGUGGGGAUAGGAACCCAAAGAGUUCAAGGCUGCCCUGGAGCGUAUCACUGAAACGUGGUGCUGCUCAGAGGUCCACCCUGCUGGAGGGGAGAGUGAAGAUGAAGGGGAACAUCACACUGCGGGGUGAACCAAAACCCUGCUGCCUGUGGGAAGGAUGCUGCUGGUCCCACCUGGGCAGAGGGACACGGUCAGGAAGCCAGAGGGGCACAGUGUGAAGGGUGGGAGCACACUCAGGAGCUCCUGCCUGCCCUGAGAGGGGGAAAAAAACCCACCAGGAACUUGGGGGAAGCUCGUUGCUGAGCCUCAUGUUUGUUAUCCUGUCCUGGUAACAAGCUGCUCGUGCUUGUUUUCCUUGGAAUGCACUGGAAUGUGUCAAGGAACAGGACCAUGCACAAAAGGUUGGGAGAGGGGAGGGUGAUGGAGAGAGGGAAGGGAAGGUUGGCCCCAGGCCAGACUGGAUGCUUGGGAACUCAGCAGGCCACACACAUCAGAAUGAUUUUAAAAUGAAUUAUUUUUUUAAAUCCUCUAAAAUUCUGGAUUAAAUAUUUUUUAAUUGUCUGCGUA